AUGGCUGGCGGAAUUACCGUGCGCGACGUUGAUGCGCAGAAGUUCAUCAACGCCUAUGCUGCGUUCUUGAAGCGUCAGGGCAAGCUGCCCAUUCCCGGUUGGGUCGAUACCGUCAAGACUGGUCCCGCCAAGGAACUCCCCCCCCAGAAUAUUGACUGGUUCUACGUCCGCGCCGCCUCUGUCGCCCGCCACGUCUACCUCCGCAAGACUGUUGGAGUCGGCCGUCUUCGCAAGGUCCACGGCACCGCCAAGAACCGCGGCUCCCGCCCCUCCAAGCACGUCGACGCCUCUGGCUCCGUCGACCGCAAGAUCCUCCAGGCCCUCGAGAAGAUUGGCGUCCUCGAGCAGGACGAGGAGAAGGGUGGCCGCCGCAUCACCCAGUCUGGCCAGCGUGAUCUGGACCGUAUCGCCCAGACCACCGCUGAGGCCGACGAGGAGGAGGAGGAUGAGGAGUAA
This is a messenger RNA of Metarhizium acridum CQMa 102, 456 nucleotides long. Its product is annotated as 40S ribosomal protein eS19. Gene Ontology annotation, cellular component: ribosome; cytosolic small ribosomal subunit. Gene Ontology annotation, biological process: ribosomal small subunit assembly; translation. The record is from RefSeq and is a predicted model, not a curated record. Gene Ontology annotation, molecular function: structural constituent of ribosome; RNA binding. NCBI's taxonomy places the organism in Eukaryota, Fungi, Ascomycota, Sordariomycetes, Hypocreales, Clavicipitaceae.